Messenger RNA from Wallemia ichthyophaga EXF-994, 3489 nucleotides. RefSeq lists its product as uncharacterized. The record is from RefSeq and is a predicted model, not a curated record. The transcript is spliced from 4 exons. Bases 1 to 3489 code for a protein of 1162 amino acids. NCBI's taxonomy places the organism in Eukaryota, Fungi, Basidiomycota, Wallemiomycetes, Wallemiales, Wallemiaceae.
AUGCAGCCACGCUCACGGCAAUCCUCAUUCGGCAGCCACUCAUCUGCAAAAUCCACUGCAGCUACUCCAGCUACUCCAUCUACUCCAAUUCAACUCAACGCCCCUCCUCCAACCAGGCAAUCCGGUGGUCGCUUAUCUGGCCUAUUAAAACCGCUAACCCCGAUCUCCGGUCAAGGCAAACAAGUGUACAACCCUCCUCCUGGCGCUCCUCCUUCUCGCAGAGGUUCCGUCAACUCCACUCAACACCCCGCAGGCGCAUCGAGAUUCGCAACAACCCCUUCUGCAAUCUACUCGGCCUCUGAGUACCCCGUUUCUGCUUCCCCACGCCCAAGGUCCUACACGAGCAACCCUUACGUCAACGGCAACGGUAUCAUCCAACCAGCCUCCCCAAGAACUUCUAUUGGUCAAUUGACUCCAGCCGGUGAACGCGUUAGACGCCGCUCAAACGCUUUCCCUGGCGAUUCAACAAGUCAAAGGAAACCUUCUCUCGCUCAGGCUCAGGGUCUUGAUCCACUCAAACCACGCAAAUCUUUCUUUGGUGCGAUUCAAGGUCUUGAAGUUGAUGAGAAGCCACAAGAAGAUGCCCUCGAUGACGCUAUCAAAUCAUUCUCACUUGCUUGGGAGGACCUCUUUGGUACAAUACAAGUGGAGAACACCCUCAUCAACCAAAUCUUUGGUUGUUUAAAAGGUUUCAAAGGUGCUUUGUCUGAGAUUACAGCUAUCUUGAUGACGUCAUUCGAACGCAAAUCUAUCGUCGAUAAGGCCAAAAUUGUUGUAGCCCUCGAUCAUUUCACUGGUCUUCUCAAGAAUGCUGGUCAGUUAUUCUAUUCAAAGUACCCCCUCUCAUCACAUAUCUCCAAUCUCGACCAAUCACUCCACUCAAUCGCCCAAGAUAAAGAAUUCCACUCUCUGUUCCUUUCAGCUCUUGAGCCUUUGACCACUUUAUUGGACUUAUCGACUGACUUACGUCGUAAUCUCGUCUUUGUCCUGUUGGAUGCUCUUGCAGGUGGCAAUCAAUCCUCUCAACUGCGCUCCUCCUUCCUCGUGCUUAGAAACAUACUUCAAAUGCUCACAGGUUCGCAAAUUGCACCAGCCAUAUAUUCACUUGGAGAGUUUAUCAUUGGGUUUGAGCAAGUUUUGACCGAGGCUCCAUCUAUUAUUCGUUCAGCGAUUGCAGAGCCACUUGAGCAGAACAAGGCUGAUGUCUCAGAUUCUUUUGCCGCCCUUCUCAACUCUGCAAUUGAUUCUAAACUAAGUGGUGAACCAGCUGUUGAGACUCAUUCACUUGGUUACUCUUACAUACCAACAAACUGUACAACGAGAGUUGGUAUAAUUGCCAACCGCUUCAAACCAGUCGUGGGUGAAAAAUUGCCAUCUAACGCGUUAGCGUAUGAGUUCGGAAAGCUUUCCGAUGCUAUUAGGGGUAACUCAAGAAUAGCACGUGUCCAGCGUGCGAUUUCGAGUUUGAGACAGUAUGCUCCGUAUGGUAAGACACUUGUUGAAAUAGCCAGACAGGCCACCAAGGACUUUAUCAAUGUACAGCUCGACAAGUUUGAAGGGGAGGAUGAUGACUUUAAGUAUGUUUUCUCUAACAUCAAUUUGGUUCUAUCGACAAUGGUUCCUCAGGACUUUUCACUCGACUCUCACUCGAAUAUAUCUUUCUUGCAGAGGGAUUCAUUCAACCCAUCCACCAACGUCACCGCGGUUAUGCGUGGCUUGAAGUUCUUUGCUAAGGGACUCAACUACCAGUAUUCACAGAAGAGCAUUGUUGGGGUAUCCGAUGAAGGCACAGGGGAUCUUGAAUAUGAUGCUGAUGUGCUACUCAAAUUCACCGCUACUGGCAACUUCGAAGGGUUCGAUAUUAAGAUCAAUGAUAUUAAAUUCGAUGUGAAUGGAGGGGAAGGAAUCAAAGCGAACAUCUAUAAGACAUUCUGGCCUUAUGUGCAAGAGCGUGUGGCUAGCACGGUGAAGGAAGCGAUGGUCAAGUACAUAAAUGAGCAGCUAGAAGCAACCAAGGCGCUCUUUGACUUGAAGGCAGUAGUUGCAAAUGAUCAAUUACACAGCGACGGACCCUCAGCAGCGGCGCAGCAAUUCUUCCAAACGCCUAGACAGCGCAAGGAGUCAAUGCAAGCGAACAACUAUGUGACUACUACAAGUGGUGGUGUUUAUGUGCAGCACCCCGUCGGAGCACGUGAUGCAUUUAGGGCUGAAGUAGAGCAACACCCGGAGCUGCGUGGUGACGUACUUAAGCAGCUCGAAAACCCAUUCAGUGGUCCAUCAAGUAUGGGUGGCAGUCGUCGAAACUCUCAUGACGACCCAGCCAGUGCAGCUGCGAAAGGAGGACGCAGAAAAUCUAUGGCGGACUCACUUACGCAGACUUCAGUCGUGGAUGCUACACUGCGCGAGAACAUAACUAAGCCGCAAGUUGACCGUACCAGCCUACUUGGACCUGAGGUUGAAGGAUAUGAUAGAAUGGAUAUGGCGGACUCUUUGACUAACGCUUCAGCAAGAGACACGACCAACUAUUCUGCUAUUAGAGAACCAGUUAUCGCGCCAGAAGCUGAUGGCGAGAUGGCUCGAGAGGCAGCUAUGAGAAGAGGAUCUCGCGCGUCAAUCAAUGCAGUGGGAGAGUCAGCUACUUUAUCAGACUACCCUCUCACUGCGGGUAGCGACUUGAGACCACAUUACCACGACGAUUACCCAGCUAUGUCCAUGUCACUCAAUAAGCGCGCAUCGAUGGAUGCUACAAAACUUGAGAAUAUCACUAAACCGCCACGCGCUGAGCGUGAAGACACAGGUUUUGCCACGGCUCAAUCUAUGUCAAUGAAAGAGAGAUCUAUGUCGCUCUCCGGACAGGAAGUGAACCCUAUUGAAAAGUUCAAACCUGUUAACAGAUAUGAGUAUAUGCAGUAUGGAGAUUCGGCAAUUGACGAUGAGGAUGAGAUCGAACAUGGUGUUUUACCCGAUAGGGAGAAACCGAGGAUGAUGUCGCAAUCACUUCCUAAGGAGCUCACUGUCGAUAACACCCUCGUAGAAAAUAGAGCCAAGAUGCAGGAUGGGAAGCCUUCCGAUUUCGCUGGUUUGCCCAAUGAACAGAUGAAGGGGAGGAGAAUGUCGAAUGCGCUGAAUGACGAAGCUAAAGCAGAUGCGACUUUACGCGAAAAUAUAGCAUCACCUCCACAAUCUCGCAGCAACUCCAUGACAAGACGCAAAAGCAGACCAUCAAUGACAGGACUGACGGGAAUAAAGAGAGCGUCUAUGAGUGAGAUGUCACUAAACGAUACAGUCAAGCAGGAUGGAACGAUACUGAACCCUAAUGAGAAGGUACCGGAUGGGGAUAGACGCAGACUGUCUAGACCGGCCAACGAUGAGUAUGACGGAGAGGGUAAAGGUGGUAAAGGCACAGGAGCAUCAAUGGCGAAGCGUAGACCAUCUAUGGCUGAGAUGUUGCCUGAGGAUAUGAAGAAAGAUCAGACAUUGAUUGAGUGA